GCUCUCCCAGGGCUCAGCACAAGCUCCAGGCACCAGUGGAGCCCCUGCCACCGGCAGCCCCUGUGGGGUUUGCCAAGCACCCCAGGCCACCCACGGACCCCACCUGUCUUAUACAAAGCCUGGAGUGGGACGCUUUCCACUACCAGAUGGGUCCUAGAAGCUGUCUUCGUGGUGGCCUUCUAGACUAACGAGCCACAGGUGGAGGAACCAGAACACAGGACCCAGUACUCUGGUCUGUGCAGCUGGGUGUAGAGGCUGAGAGAUCACUCAGAAUUGUAUGCAUUUCCUCAGGCAUGAUGGACAGUUCUCGCUCAGACAUGGGCCGCUGGGGCGGGAACCCCUUGCAGCCCCCUGCCACACCUUCUCCAGAGCCAGACCGAGUCUGGGACCGAAACCGAGACCGAGACCGACGCCGAGGAGGAGGAGCCCGUUCCUUCUGGGCUCGCUGCUGUGGCUGCUGCUCUUGCCGGAAUAGGGAAGAUGACGACUGGGGGCCUGAGCCUUCUGGCUCCAGAAAUCGAGGGUCCAGCUCUUGGAAUCGAAGACCUGAAUCCCGGGGCAGUGGUGUGAAUGCGGCAGGAGAUGGCACCGUCCGAGAGGGCAUGCUGGUGGUGACCCGUGUGGAUUUGCUGGGCUCCCGCUCAGACCAGAACCGUCGAGAUCACCACACCGAUGAGUUUGAGUACGAUGAGCUGAUUGUGCGCCGUGGGCAACCUUUCUACCUGGUCCUCUUCCUGAACCGGCCCUAUGAGUCCUCUGACCGUAUGGCCCUUGAGCUGCUCAUUGGAAACAACCCUGAGGUGGGCAAGGGCACCCACGUGAUCAUCCCAGUGGACAAGGGGAGCAGUGGGGGCUGGAAGGCCCAUGUGACCAAGGCCAGCGGGCAGAAUCUGAAUCUGCGGGUCCACACCUCCCCCAGUGCCAUCAUCGGCAAGUUUCAGUUCACGGUCCGCACACGCUGUGAGGCUGGAGAGUUCCAGCUGCCCUUGGACCCCCGCAAUGAGAUCUACAUCCUUUUUAACCCCUGGUGCCCAGAGGACAUCGUGUAUGUGGAUCAUGAGGACUGGCGGCAGGAAUAUGUACUUAAUGAGUCUGGGAGAAUUUACUAUGGAACUGAAGCACAGAUUGGUGAGCGGACCUGGAACUAUGGCCAGUUUGACCACGGGGUGCUGGAUGCCUGCCUGUAUAUCCUAGACCGGCGGGGGAUGCCAUACGGAGGUCGUGGGGACCCAGUCAGUGUCUCCCGCGUCAUCUCUGCUAUGGUGAACUCCCUGGAUGACAAUGGAGUCCUGAUUGGGAACUGGUCUGGCGAUUACUCCAGAGGCACCAACCCUUCAGCGUGGGUGGGCAGCGUGGAGAUCCUGCUUAGCUACCUACGCACAGGCUAUUCUGUCCCCUAUGGCCAGUGUUGGGUCUUUGCUGGUGUGACCACCACAGUGUUGCGAUGCCUGGGCCUAGCCACACGUACUGUCACCAACUUCAACUCUGCCCACGACACUGACACAUCCCUCACUAUGGACAUCUACUUUGAUGAGAACAUGAAGCCACUUGAGCAUCUGAACCACGAUUCUGUUUGGAAUUUCCAUGUGUGGAACGACUGCUGGAUGAAGAGGCCGGAUCUGCCUUCGGGCUUUGAUGGGUGGCAGGUUGUAGACGCCACACCCCAGGAGACUAGCAGUGGCAUCUUCUGCUGUGGUCCCUGCUCUGUGGAGUCCAUCAAGAAUGGCUUAGUCUACAUGAAAUAUGACACACCCUUCAUUUUUGCCGAGGUGAAUAGUGACAAAGUAUACUGGCAGCGGCAGGAAGAUGGCAGCUUCAAGAUUGUGUAUGUAGAGGAAAAGGCUAUUGGCACCCUCAUUGUCACAAAAGCUAUCAGCUCCAACAUGCGGGAGGACAUCACCCACACGUAUAAGCAUCCAGAAGGCUCAGAAGCAGAGCGGAAGGCAGUGGAGACAGCAGCUGCCCAUGGCAGCAAGCCCAAUGUGUAUGCCAGCCGAGACUCUACUGAGGACGUGGCCAUGCAGGUGGAAGCUCAGGACGCAGUGAUGGGCCAGGAUCUGACAGUCUCUGUGGUGCUGACAAAUCGUGGCAGUAAUCACCGCACUGUGAAGCUGCACCUCUACCUCUCUGUCACCUACUACACUGGUGUCACUGGGUCCAUCUUCAAAGAGAGCAAGAAGGAAGUGGCACUGGCACCAGGAGCCUCGGACCGUAUGACUAUGCCCGUGGCCUACAAGGAAUACCAGCCCCACCUCGUGGACCAGGGGGCCAUGCUUCUCAAUGUCUCUGGCCAUGUCAAGGAGAGCGGGCAGGUGCUGGCCAAGCAGCACACCUUCCGUGUGCGCACCCCAGACCUCUCCCUCACGUUACUGGGAGCAGCCGUGGUUGGCCAGGAGUGCGAAGUACAGAUUAUCUUCAAGAACCCCCUGCCCAUUACCCUGACCAAAGUUGUCUUCCGGCUCGAGGGCUCCGGGUUACAGAGACCCAAAGUCCUCAAUGUUGGGGACAUCGGGGGCAAUGAGACAGUGACCCUGCGCCAGACAUUUGUGCCUGUGAGACCAGGCCCACGCCAGCUCAUUGCCAGCUUGGACAGCCCACAGCUCUCCCAGGUGCACGGUGUCAUCCAGGUGGAUGUGGCCCCAGCCUCUGGGGGCGGGGCUUUCUCAGAAGCUGGAGGUGACAGUCGCUCUGGGGAGUCCAUCCCUAUGGCAUCUCGAGGUGGAGCUUAG
Messenger RNA from Heterocephalus glaber (naked mole-rat), 2729 nucleotides. RefSeq names its product transglutaminase 1 (gene Tgm1). The record is from RefSeq and is a predicted model, not a curated record. NCBI's taxonomy places the organism in Eukaryota, Metazoa, Chordata, Mammalia, Rodentia, Bathyergidae. Gene Ontology annotation, biological process: peptide cross-linking. Gene Ontology annotation, molecular function: protein-glutamine gamma-glutamyltransferase activity.